CAAUACAACGGUGAGUCGCUAACAUGUCAGACAAAAAACAGACUGUGGACCUCGGUCUACUGGAGGAGGACGACGAGUUUGAAGAAUUCCCAGCCGAGGAUUGGACGGGGCUGGAUGAAGAUGAGGAUGCUCAUGUUUGGGAAGACAACUGGGACGAUGACAAUGUAGAGGAUGAUUUCUCAAAUCAGCUGAGAGCGGAGCUGGAAAAACAUGGUUACAAGAUGGAGACGUCAUAGCGUC
Messenger RNA from Scomber japonicus (chub mackerel), 240 nucleotides. Its product is annotated as 26S proteasome complex subunit SEM1. NCBI's taxonomy places the organism in Eukaryota, Metazoa, Chordata, Actinopteri, Scombriformes, Scombridae. The transcript has a single exon. The record is from RefSeq and is a predicted model, not a curated record. Gene Ontology annotation, biological process: proteasome assembly; double-strand break repair via homologous recombination; mRNA export from nucleus. Gene Ontology annotation, cellular component: proteasome complex; proteasome regulatory particle, lid subcomplex. The coding region runs from base 24 to 236 and encodes 70 amino acids.